Molecule: messenger RNA, 1590 nt
Organism: Colletotrichum orchidophilum
Lineage: Eukaryota; Fungi; Ascomycota; Sordariomycetes; Glomerellales; Glomerellaceae
Exons: 5
Coding region: 1-1590 (529 amino acids)
Molecular function (GO): oxidoreductase activity, acting on paired donors, with incorporation or reduction of molecular oxygen; heme binding; monooxygenase activity
Source: RefSeq, a predicted model, not a curated record
AUGACUUUUCUGAUUCUCGGCUCGGCGCUGCCAUUUGUGGCCAUCCUUUUGCUUCUUGGACUUUUCUUGUUCCAGACGUUGUACCGCUCUUUUACCGGAGGUCUCUCGAAAGUGCCCUCUGCUCAUUGGACGUGCUCGUUCAGUUCCGUUUGGAUUCUUUGGCAACGUUACCAUGGAAAGGAACUGAAAGCUGUCCUCGCAGCUCACGAAAGACUCGGCAAGAUUGUCAGAGUCGCGCCACAAGAAAUCAGCAUCAGCGACUACGAGACUGGCGUUCGUCAGGUUUAUAACGCUGGUUUUGAGAAGCCAGGCUACUUUGACUUCUUCCAAUAUUACGGACAACGGAAUUCUUUUGCCAGCCGGAGCCGAGCCGAUCAUGCCGCAUGUCGCAGACGAGUAUCGUCGUCUUACUCUAAGACGACGCUGUUUGCAUCAGAGACGUUGAGCAAGGUGACUCACAAUAUUAUGUACCAACGCCUCAUCCCAGUACUCCAGAACCACUCUGCACACGGACAACCCAUCGAGCUUUUGAGACUCUGCUACGCUUCUGGGCUUGACAUGCUCAACUGUUACAUUUUGGGUCUGUCCAGUGGACCUGACUUUACGCGUAACCCCGAGUUGACAGAGAUGUGGCUGGAACACUACGAGAACAGAUAUAGUCCUCAGGGUUUCUGGCUGCAGGAGCUCCCUGGACUGUAUCAUGGGCUUCGCCGCAUCGGAUUAGACCUGAUGCCUCGUAAGCACUACGAAUCGACCAAGUGGAUCGAGAAUUGGAUGCUUGAACAUUGCGAUAAGUCUGAGGCAGUCUACCGACGUAUGCAGAACGGAGAGCAACCCGCCCCCGAGGACGUUCCAGUCGUCUAUCAACAACUGCGAAAAGCAAUGUCCAACUUGAAGGAUGGCAAAUUUCUCGACAUGCAAGCUUCGGAAGAGAUGUCCAGAAUCUCUAUCGCAAGUGAGAUUUUUGACCACAUGUCCGGCGCUCGUGAGGUCUUUGGACUUGUUCUCGCUUAUGCGGUCUACUACCUUGCCCAGAAUCCGGCUCAUCAAGAAAUGCUAAAGCAAGCGGUCGCGGGACUUGGAAUGCACGUCAACCAGGUCGGAAAAAAUAACGAAAACAGUCUACCUUCGCCUCAGACUAUUGAGUCAAUCGCAUACCUGCAGGCCGUCAUCAAGGAAUCCCUGCGCAUGAGACCCAACAGCACCCCGUUACCACGCGUCACCCCCCACGACAAAUCCGUGAGCAUUUCGGGAGUUGACGGCAUUCCGGCGGGCACUCGCGUCAACUGCUUCCAGUGGUUUCUGCACCGCAACCCAGAGAUGUGGACCCAGCCGAAUGCCUGGGUUCCUGAACGCUGGUUGGACCAGAACGGCGAAGAGAGGACUGACAUGCCUCCUCUCUGGGCUUUUGUGACCGGUCCGAGAGCCUGUAUCGGAACUCAACUGACAUACUACCUCUUUGGGUACAUACUGGCUGGCCUAUUCUCCAACUUCCACGUUCAGAUUGCCCGCCCUGAGACCUACGGCCGCCACACCCCUGGGUCUCUGGAAGAUGAACUUUUUGUGACGAUGACACCCAUUGCUGCAUAA